AGUUGUUCAUGAUAAGGAAAAUUUAUCACCCUACUCAUCAGAUAAUGAUGACGAUACUACACGUUCACCUCGACCUGGAGAACAAAAUGGUCGUGAAUAUCAUUUUGUGCCCCGAGAAAAGUUUUUUGAAUUGAUUAAACAAAAUAAAUUUAUAGAACAUGCAGAAUUUUCUGGGAAUUUAUAUGGGACUAGUGUGGAUGCUGUUAAAGCUGUGGCAGAUCUAGGAAAAAUUUGUAUACUAGAUAUAGAAUUACAAGGUGUUAAAUCUGUCAAGAAAACAGAUUUGAAUGCAAGAUAUUUAUUUAUUGCACCACCAUCAAUAGAAGUUCUUGAAUCACGUCUUCGAAAACGUGGCACAGAAACAGAAUCUUCCAUCGAGGCACGUCUAAAAGCAGCCAAAGAAGAAUUGGAAUAUGCAGACCUAGAAGGAUCUCAUGAUUUCAUUGUUGCUAAAUUAGAAAAAUUGAAAGAAGAGAUUGCUGAAAGUGUAAAGAAAGCUGGCAUGGAGGCAGAAUUAGAUUCUUCCGAUAAGGCAAUCAAGAGGGAUCCUCCACCUGCACUAGAAUGGUGGGAUGUACCUUUAUUACCAAAUAAAACAUAUGACGAUCUUGAUGUUGGCUUGACCAAGAUUGAAAGUGAAGAUACACUUGUAACAUUAUAUGUUCAACAUCCAAUUCCUAUUAAACCACCAGGUGAUAAUAGUUUACCUCCGCCCAAACCAUUAAUUUUAACUAAGAGA
Molecule: messenger RNA, 739 nt
Organism: Entrophospora sp. SA101
Lineage: Eukaryota; Fungi; Glomeromycota; Glomeromycetes; Entrophosporales; Entrophosporaceae
Source: the annotation of a GenBank genome assembly